Molecule: messenger RNA, 832 nt
Organism: Topomyia yanbarensis
Lineage: Eukaryota; Metazoa; Arthropoda; Insecta; Diptera; Culicidae
Exons: 1
Coding region: 168-815 (215 amino acids)
Source: RefSeq, a predicted model, not a curated record
UUGUGACGUUUGCUGUCACUGUUUAUAUAAAAUCGUGGAUUGAAACAAAUUAAUAUGCAGAUUUUUUGAACCAAAAAUCAGAAAAUAAAAGCACGUAAAAUUGUGAGUCUAAACCUGAAGCUUUAGUGCGUAUAUUGAGCCAUCAUUGUUUAUAAUAUUUAAUCACAAUGAGUACAAGACGGGGCGAUAAAGGCCGUCGCACACGCCCCCAGAGACACAAGAACACGUUUGCCUUCAAGAACGAUCUUCACGAUAAACACACGCCUCUGAUAAAAUUAAUCAACACGCUACAUGUCAGUGAAGUUUGUGAACGCUGCAAGGAGGUGAUCGAAUGGAAAAUCAAAUAUCGAAAGUACAAACCACUAACUCAACCCAAAAGUUGCACCAAAUGUAAUGAGCGGAAGGUAAAACGAGCGUACCAUGUACUAUGCCGGGAUUGUGCCCUUGAUAGCAAAUGUUGCGCAAAAUGUCUUAAACCGGCCGGGGAGGUUACAAUUGUUCCACCGGAACCGACAGAUGAGGAGAAGCAAAAGCUGAAGGUAGAAAUGGAUCAGCUCAUCAAAUCGCAGCCGGAAAGGAAAAGGCGAACAUUUUUACGAUAUAUGAACAAAGGCAAAAAGAAACAAAAUGUUGAUUCGGAUGAUGAAGAUGGAGAACGGCGGGAGAAGAAGGCACCGGAAACUACACCCAGAACAAGAGAAGAGCUAAUGGAAAAGUUUGAACAACUCAAGCUGACUGGAACUAAUGGCGAAGAUGUUGAUAAUUUGUCUGACGAUGAGGAUUACGAAAAUUUUAGCGAUGAGCUUUCGAAUUAAAAUAUUGUUCGCAAUAA